CAUAACUUGGACAACCUCGGUGUCGCGCGUAGCUUUUAUCGUUUCAUGCCAAAUUAUUAUACUGCUUGUGUUUCGUGGGAUAGAUAGAAUUUUAGGAUGUUUUCUUUGUCGGAUUUUGAACAAUUUGCUCAACAAAGUCUUAGCAGCGACGCAUGGAGUUACUAUUCCAGUGGAGCAGGCCUGCAGCAGACGAUGAAGGACAACGAGGCCGCAUUUCUAAGGUAUCGUCUCCGGCCGCGUGUGUUGAGAGAUGUAUCUGCGGUAGAUACGAGAACUUCAAUCUUGGGGAACGCCAAUGAUUUCCCGGUGUGUGUCGGCGUCACUGCAAUGCACAAGUUGGGUCACGAUGAUGGAGAAUUGGCCGCGCGUCAUGAACCUAAUCAAUAAGUGAUACUCAGGCCUAUUAUAUAUGCGGUGAAAAUUGUUUUAGAUCUCAAACGCGCAUGCAAUUAACCUCACGGCGUUAUGUGAAUAGGAUAUCGUCUAGUCACCAACUAUAUAGAAACAUUUUUGUGGGAGUAUAAAUAAAGGG
Molecule: messenger RNA, 532 nt
Organism: Geodia barretti
Lineage: Eukaryota; Metazoa; Porifera; Demospongiae; Tetractinellida; Geodiidae
Source: the annotation of a GenBank genome assembly